AUGAAUCGAUGCAGUGUGACUAAAUCGAAGGGAGAAAGCAAGAAUGUGAAGGAAGAUAUUGUGACUGAACCGAAGGGCCGCGGCAGCAGGCGCGCCAAGGCUGAGGAUGAUGCCGUCGAAGACAAGGGCGGCGUAAAACGCGCGAAGGAAAAUGGUGUGGUGGGAGAAAAGGGUGGCGGCAAACGCUCAAAAGAGAGCACCGCGGUCGAAGAAAACGGCGUCGUGAAGCGCGUAACGGAAAACGGCGUGGUAGGAGAAAAGGGCGGGGGCAAACGUUCGAAGGAGUCCACCGCGGUGGAAGAGAAAACAGGGACGAAGCGCGCCAAGGUGAACAACGGCCGCAGCGUCAGCCGUGUGGAGGCUCCACGUCAGCCCAAGGCAGAGAAAGGGGGUAAGGGAAAACCUCCACGUCAGCCCAAGGAAGAAAAAGGGGCGAACGGGAAGGCUUCAGGUCAGCUCAAAGGAGCGGAAAAAGAGGCGAAGAAGGCGCCUGGGAAGGCGAGGAAGCGCGGCAAGGCUCCAGCGAUCGACGACGACAUGAUUCAAGUGAAGCAGGCUCCGCUCGCCGACUCAGGUGCGAUGCAGACUCUGCUCGUGAAUUCAGAGGAAGCUGCGAUCGUGCUCACGCACCCGUCGGAUCCAGCAGCCGCAGCCGCGGCGGCGGCGGCGGCGGAGAAGAAGGCGCCGGUGCGGCAGCUGCUGGACUUCGUGUUUCACGACGCGGACGGCGCGCUCAUGCCGCUCGACAGCUUCGAUGCGCUGGCGGCGCGCGGGGAAGGUCUCUUCGCGACGGGCGUCAUUCUCCCCGAGACCGCCGCGCUGCGCCAUAUGGAGGGUUACAGGUGCGAGGCGUUCGGGCCCAUUGACGGGUGGUACAUCGACGGUUACGAGAAGGCGAACACGGCGGCGCGCAUCAUGAUCACCACGGACGCUGCCACGUACGUCUGCUGCCGCCCCGCCGCCCAGCAGAAGAAAGACUUCACUCCGCUGCAGGACAAGGCCAAUCUGUGCGUGGAGGUUUUCAGAGCCCUUUCCAAGCCGGACGGGGGCGACCCUACCAUUUCCCUGCCAGAGGUGGUGGCUCGCGUGUCAAGGGCGCUGGGGCGGCCGUGCAGGGACGACCUGGUGGCGGCGCAUGCAUUUGUGGUGCAGCAGCUAUGCGGGCUGGACGAGGACGCGGAUGAAGACGACCAGCUGUUCUCAGGGCUGCCUGCGCUAGAGUCUCUGAAAGAGGAGGGAGCCAAGCACGCAGCUGUCCGGAGCAUUGUGGAAGCCAGGCAAGCCAGCGCCAAGGAACACACGGGCAAGAAACCAGCUGCUACAAACGGAGCCCUCGUUAUAAGAGACACCGCUGGCGGUAGCAGCAGCAGCAGCAAGGCCGGCGUGGGAGCAAGUGCGGGUGUUGACGACGACGAGUUGGCUAGGCUGGUAGCGGAAGAGGAAGAGAAGGAAGCAGAGGCGAAGAGAGGGGGUGGGCGGAGGAAGGGGGCUGGGGGCGGCCGUGGGCAGGAGCGGUAUUUGAAGAUCAACGAGAAGGAGCUGGCAGAUGACUACCCGCCUCCCAGAUACUACAAGAGUGUGGACGAGGAAACGGACGAGUUCCUCCUGUUCGACGAUGCCGCUGCUCCAUUGCACCCCGACGACCUGCCUCGGCGUCGCCUGGACGACUGGGCUCUCUACGACGACCAGCUGCGCUUCGUGCCUCUCGAGCUGCUGCCCAUGCUUCCGGGAGUUGCCGCCGACUCCCUCGUGUUUGGGUCUGGCGUUAUGAUGGAGGACGAUGGCAGUGGGUUCAGCCUGGACGACCCUACUGUUGAAUCCGCUGGCACUACUCGGGGUGACGGUGCUAGUGGUUCUUCAGGUGGCGCUUCAGGUGGUUCUUCAGGUGGUUCAGGUGCUUCAGGGAGCGGAUCCGGGUCAGGAUCUGAUCCUGCAGCAGCGGAUGGUGGUGAUGGUAGUGGUGGUGGUAUUCGGGUGUAUCUGAGCGCAAUCAAGGAGUGGAUGAUUGAAUUCGGGGCGGGGAUGCUUUUCGUGACCAUUCGAACCGAUGGGGCAUGGUACAGGCUCGGCCGCCCCUGUGCCGCCUAUGUCCCCUGGUACCGCCCGGUUCUGCGCACGGCCAGGCUGGCAAUCCGAGUCAUCGAGAUGCUGAGUGGCGAGUCCCGGGCGGCGCGCUUGUCUUUUCUGGACGUGGUGACGAAGCUGGCGCAGGAGCGGGUGGCGGAGAAGCAACAGAAGAGCGGCAAGGCGCCGGCGCGCGGGGACUUAGCUAAGUGUUUUGCUGAAAUGGAGCGGUUUUUAGUGGUGCAUGGGAAUAUUAUCCUGCAGCAGUUUAGAGAGUACCCGGUAGAGACGAUCCGCCGGAGCCCCUUUAUAAGCACGCUGCGAGAAAAGAUGGAGAUGCGGUCGCAUACAGAGCUAAAGGUGAAUAAGAAAAAGGCUGCUAUGAUUGUCGCAAGCAGAGGUAGCAAUGGGCGUGGUGGGGAUGACGGUGGGAGUGCGAGAAACGCCAAUCCUGCUGCGGCUUUAAGGCCGGAUGCUAGUAAGAGGAAGCCCAUGCGUGCGACCACGACUCAGCUGGUCCACAGGAUCUGGAAGGAGUAUUACGAACGGUUCGGAUUGAAGCGGGAUGAGGUGGGGGCGGGGAAAGGGGGGAGUGAGGGAGAGGAGAAUGGGAAGGUGGAGGGUGAGGAGGUGGAGGAUGAGGAGGAAGGAGGUGAGUUGAAGGAUGGGGAUAGUGAGGAUGAGGAGGAGGUUGAGGAGGUAGUGGGUGCGAGCCAAGCAAAGGGGAGUAAAGCGAAGGGGAUUCAAACGAAGAGCGCCGAAGCAGAUAAGGAGACCGGUGCGACCGAUAAGGAUAAGGAAAAAGCAGCUGCUGCUGGUGGUGGGGCUGAGAAGGGGAAGGAGACUGCUGCUGGUGGAACCAAGGCGAGAGCAGUUAAGGAUUCCACUCAGGGCGUGACAUGGGUGGGCACAAGCACAGGCCGCACAGAGGAAGACCAUCCUGCCUACGCGGCAGCCUCAGUGUGGGGGUUAGAAGUCAAGGCAGGGAUCGUGGUGCUUGCAGCUGUGGCAGAGGGUGACGAUGAGGGGGACGAGGGGCGGUGGAGGGAGGAGGAGGAGAGGUUGGUUCUGGUGGAGUAUAUGUGGGAUGAGGGGGGCGUGGGGGGUGGUGCGGGCAGGAGGAGGGGCGAGGGGAUGAAGGCGCAUGGGCGGGUGAUGGUGAGGGGGAGUGAGACGGUGCUGGGGAAUGCGGCGGACGAGUGGGAGCUGUUUGUGUCGGAGCACUGCGUUGACUUCCCCCUCACUGCCAUCCGGGAGCUGGCAGCAGUGACGCAUCGCAAGCUGCCAUGGGGGGCGGAGCACAGGCUGAGGAACAUGGAGGAGCACGAGAGGGAGAGGGAGCGAAUGGAGAAGAUUUUCAAGGAGACCGGGCAGCGCUCCUUCUUCUACCGCCUCCUCUACAACCCCUCCCGUGGCGGCUUUUUCGACCUGCCCAAGAGCCUGGGCAGCGGAACGGGCAGAUGUUGCUCGUGUGACGAGGACACGGAGAGGGAUAGGAUGAUGGAAGUGCGGAGGCUGGGGGAUGGGGAGGAGGGAUUUGCUUACUUAGGGAAGGAGUUUCGGGUUCAUGACUUUGCGUUCUUGCAUCCGGCAGCAGUGGGGGAAGAGAGCGAGGGGAAGAAGGUCAAGAUAGCGAAAGGAGGGCGAAACAUUGGACUGCGGGCCUGGCCUAUAGGGCAGAUUGAAAAGUUUGUAGCUCCGACCGGUGGGGCAAAGGAGGUGCCUGAAAAGAUGGUGGUGAGGAGGUUUUUCCGCCCUGAAGAUGUGCCAAAUGAGGGUGAUGAGAUCGCGUAUAACGCACACAUCCGAGAGGUGUACUACAGUGAAACGCUAAUCACUGUAGAUGUCACGGACGUGAUCGGCAAGUGCCGCGUGCAGCGGGGCAAACCCACAGCAGCAGCAGCAGCGGCAGCGGCAGGGACAGAGGCGGAUCACUCGGGCUUUAACAUCGGGGGGUGUCUGGAGGAGGAGCUGAUGGGCGGCGACUUUGUCUUCUUCUGCGACCGCCUUCUCAAAGAUGGCUCUGUCCGGAUGUUGCCCCCUGGGAUUCGCUUCGGCCCUUCUUCAGCAGCAGCAGCAGCAGCAGCAGCAGCAGCAUCACCAACCAAGGACAAGGGCAAGGGCAAGGGCAAGGGCAAGAGCGUUGCUGCCGAUGACGACGCCGACGCGGAAGCUGCAGCAAUAGAGGCAGCAGCAGUGGCUAGAGCCCGGGCGAAGGGCAAGGGGAAAGCAGCUGCAGAGGAGCCAGACGAACCCACCAGCAAGACUGCAGCUGGGGCGACGCAGCAGCAGGGAAAGCAGGAGAAGCAGGAGGAGAAGGAGAAUCAGGGGAAGCAGGAGGGGCAGCAAGGGGCAGCAAACGGCAGCAAGGGCGGUGCUGGUGUGCUGCGGACGUUGGAUAUAUUCGCGGGGUGUGGCGGGCUGUCGGAGGGGCUGCAGCGGUCGGGGGCGUGUGAGACGCGGUGGGCCAUCGAGUACGAGCACCCUGCUGCCGAGGCGUUUCAGAAGAACCACCCCGAGGCCGCUGUCAUCUGCGCCAACUGCAACGUCGGGUUGGUGGAGUUCAUGACCUGCAUGUAUGCACCUGUAUCGGAGGGGCUGCAGCGGUCGGGGGCGUGUGAGACGCGGUGGGCCAUCGAGUACGAGCACCCUGCUGCCGAGGCGUUUCAGAAGAACCACCCCGAGGCUGCUGUCAUCUGCGCCAACUGCAACGUUGUGCUUAGGUCUAUGAUGGAGCAAGCAGGGCAGCUGGGCGACUGUGUGUCAACGCCAGAGGCGGAUGAAGCAGCAGCAAAGAUGGCCGAGGCGGAGAAGGGCAAGUUGCCUCUGCCCGGCCAAGUUGACUUCGUGAAUGGGGGCCCGCCCUGCCAGGGUUUCUCCGGAAUGAACCGCUUCAACCAGAACCCAUGGAGCAAGGUGCAGUGCGAAAUGAUCCUCGCAUUCCUCUCCUUCGCCGACUUCCUCCGCCCCAACUACUUCCUCCUCGAAAACGUGCGCAACUUUGUCUCCUUCAAUGGGGCUCGGACUUUCCGCCUGGCUCUGAGGACACUGCUCGCCAUGGGCUACCAGGUCCGCUUCGGUGUGCUACAGGCAGGCAACUUCGGCAUAUCUCAGUCGCGCACGAGAGCCUUCAUCUGGGCAGCAGCGCCAGGCCACGUGCUCCCCGAGUGGCCGCAGCCUCUGCACGUCUUUGCCUCCUCCCAGCUCUCCGUCCCCCUCGCCACCUCCACUGCUGGCGGUGCCUCUGCUGCUAAUGGUGCUGCUGGUGGCGCUGCUGGUAUUGGUCAGUUCAGCACAGCUAGCUCGCUGGCCAAUGAGGCAUGUCCACGUGGCCCUGCAGUGGGGGCGCCGCUGCGGUCGAUCACGGUGCGGGAUGCAAUGGGGGAUCUGCCAAGCAUUGAGAACGGGGCAGAAGAGGAGGAGAUGGAGUAUUCGUCAGAGCCCUCAUCCUGGUUCCAGCGGAGCAUCAGAUCACAGCAAUUGAAGCUCCUAGACCACAUUAGCAAGCGGAUGAACGAACUCAACUUGAAGCGCUGCCAGCACAUCCCCAAACGCCCAGGGGCUGACUGGCGGGACCUGCCAGAUAUCAAGGUGCGGCUGUCGGAUGGGCGUGAAGCAGACCUGGUGCCCUGGUGCCUACCCAACACCAUGGAGCGCCACAACAACUGGAAGGGGCUGUUUGGGCGGCUGGACUGGGCGGGCAACUUCCCCACUUCCGUGACAGACCCCCAGCCCAUGGGGAAAGUGGGCAUGUGCUUUCACCCCGAGCAGGACCGCAUCGUCAGCGUGCGCGAGUGCGCGCGAUCGCAGGGCUUCCCGGACUGGUACCGCUUUGCUGGCAACAUCCAGGCCAAGCACCGCCAGAUCGGCAACGCUGUUCCCCCGCCUCUCGCCCUGGCUCUGGGCUUGCAGCUGAGAAAGGCUCUCCUGGAGACGAGGAAGAUCGAUGGAGCAGAGGAAGACGGGAAGAGUAACGAUGAGGCCAAGUAA
Messenger RNA from Closterium sp. Naga37s-1, 6054 nucleotides. NCBI's taxonomy places the organism in Eukaryota, Viridiplantae, Streptophyta, Zygnematophyceae, Desmidiales, Closteriaceae. The record is from the annotation of a GenBank genome assembly.